AACUCCCACCUGGCGCACAAGCUCGAGCAAUAACAUCUUUGCAGCCCACACCAAAUAGUGAAAUCGUAACUCUAUAAUGAAUUUUCUUCACGCUAGUACUUAUCCCGAAGUGCAAGUGAUGAUAUACUCGGUUCUGAGGUGAAGGACCAAGCUCUUUACGUCAGGCAUCUUUGUGGGCCGAAUGCGUGCGGUAUCAACGGACUCUUUUACUCCAACACGCGACCAUUUUGACGCUUUAGCGGACAAAUGCCCAAAAAUUGCGUAGUUGUCGUAACUGGGUGCUCUACUGGAGGCAUAGGUUUUGCAUUAUGCGAGCGAUUUGCUCAGCAGGGAUGCAAGGUCUAUGCCACCUCGCGAAAUGUGGAGACCAUGCAAGGAUUCAAGGAUCCCAAUGGCAUUGAAAUCCUUGCCUUGGAUGUCACGAGCGAUGAAGACGUUCAGCGAGUUAUUCAGCACAUAUCCGAUACGGAGGGUAGAGUCGACAUAGUGGUCAACAAUGCAGCAACCCCAGCUAUUGGCCCUCUGAUUGACCAGUCCAUGGAAAUAAUCAAGCGCACUUAUAAUACCAACACAUUUUCCGUCAUACGCAUGUGCAAGACUGUCAUUCCCAUCAUGGCAAAGCGACACAGUGGACUUAUCGUGAAUAUAGGUUCCAUCGUUGGAGAAAUUCCAACACCCUGGCAUGGAGCAUAUUCAUCUUCCAAAGCAGCAGUCCAGAACAUAAGCGAAGUGCUCUCAAUGGAGUGUCGUCCGCUUGGAAUAAAUGUUAUGCACGUGGCUCCUGGUUCUGUCACGUCCAACUUUUCCAGAAAUCAGGAGAAAUGGUUCAGCUUGCCAGAGAAUACUCUAUAUGCCACAUUUCUUCCCAACAUCAUGGAGAGAAUGUAUGCCAGCCAGACCAAGUCGUCCAUGUCUAAUGAGGAGUUUGCCAAGCACAUUGUAGACAAGGCGUUGGCAAAGCCUCCUCCCUCCUACAUCUCCGUUGGAGGGAAUGCUUUACUCUUCUGGGUGUUCAAAUGGCUGCCGAGGGCAUGGGUGCUUGGGCUGUUAUGGAGGUUGUAUUCAAAGAAGGAAUAAUAGUCAACGCGUUGUUGAUUUCGAUAGUUUAGUUAUUGAUAUAACUAUGCGAUUUCUUCAAGCGUAGCGAGCGGCCUUGUACAAAGCGAAGCAGUCUCCAUGCUUCAAGCUGGAAACCAAUAUGCCUUGUGUGUACAUUUGCGUAUAUAGAUUACAAGUGAUGGAUGAGUGCGUAUUAUGAGUAGAUAUGCGACAAGAGUUCGAGGACUUGCAGA
Messenger RNA from Guyanagaster necrorhizus, 1292 nucleotides. Its product is annotated as oxidoreductase. The transcript has 5 exons. The record is from RefSeq and is a predicted model, not a curated record. Lineage: Eukaryota; Fungi; Basidiomycota; Agaricomycetes; Agaricales; Physalacriaceae. Gene Ontology annotation, cellular component: endoplasmic reticulum. Bases 247 to 1077 code for a protein of 276 amino acids. Gene Ontology annotation, molecular function: oxidoreductase activity.